CUCACAUCGCAACACGCGCUCACGUUCCCCAUCUUUGCCUCUGUCUCAUUGCUUGCCCUCUAUGCCUUCUUUGCCUACAUCGAGCUCCUUUACAUGUGCGCCAACAUGGUACUUGCUACCACAGCCUUGGCGACCCUGCUGCACCCCAUGGCGCACAUAACGUUGCACCGCGUCUUGCGCUGUGGGCGCGACCGCAUCACGACUUGGCUUGCUGGAGCUGCGGCACUAAGCAUCACCGGCGUAUGGGUGCUGAGCAAUGAUUGGCGUCUCUUGGACCUCAUCGGCUAUGCCUUGUGCGGCUUGAUGCUCAGCACCUUGCGCUUCCAAGAUCUACGCACCGCCACCCUGCUGGGUGCUCUCUUGCUGGUGUAUGACGUUUUUUGGGUCUAUGUAUCACCUUGGCUCUUUGAGCGUAAUGUAAUGGUCUCGGUGGCCAAGCAGCAGGCUCAGAAUCCAGUCGAGGUAGCUGCCCAUCGGUUGGCUCCGCGCUGGCAAGUACAGCUUCCAACCCUGGACCCACCAGUCAAACUCGUGUGUCCCGGGUGGACGGAGCCAGAGCACCUCUCCAUGCUGGGUCUCGGCGACAUUGUCUUCCCUGGUCUUUGCAUCGGUAAGUCCCUGGAAGUCCAGUACCGCGCACUAUUGGCAGCACGUAUGGACCGCUGCCUGCCAGCUCCAAAGCGGCGACCCAGCUAUUUUGCUGUGACAAUCGGGGCUUAUACAGCAGGGUUGUUCUUGGCCAUGUUUGUAGCCAAGCACUUUUCUUAUGCUCAACCCGCUCUGUUGUACUUGGUACCGCUGGUACAUGGUGCAUUCUUGGCUGUGGCCUGGUCACGAGGCGAGUUGCAGGCUGUUUGGACC
This is a messenger RNA of Monosiga brevicollis MX1, 861 nucleotides long. RefSeq lists its product as uncharacterized. NCBI's taxonomy places the organism in Eukaryota, Choanoflagellata, Craspedida, Salpingoecidae. Gene Ontology annotation, molecular function: aspartic endopeptidase activity, intramembrane cleaving. The annotation marks the transcript as partial. The transcript is spliced from 3 exons. Gene Ontology annotation, cellular component: cytoplasmic side of endoplasmic reticulum membrane; Golgi-associated vesicle membrane; lumenal side of endoplasmic reticulum membrane. The record is from RefSeq and is a predicted model, not a curated record. Gene Ontology annotation, biological process: membrane protein proteolysis.